AUAAGCCGUUUGGAAAAUGGAUGGAUGGAUAUUGUAAUAAAUCUGACCUGGAUUGGGUUGGGUGAGAGUGAGAGUGAGGGCGUGUAAGUAACCCGAUGACUGAAAUAAUUCCGCUCUGUGCCUUUAAAGAGUGAAAGGUGCGCGAUCGUGGCCGUCCGCGCUGGGUAUUCCAAAUGAAAUAAUUAAGCGUACAAACCAAGGAUGUUUUUUUUUCAAUGGAGACUAAGUCAUGCAUCAGUUAAUUCAGUGGUAGCGUAUACAUGUUUCGUUUGUUAGGUUAUUUAAUGAUUAUCGGGAGAAGGAGUUGUAAUCGUUACGGAGGAUGAGCCGAUGCAUUUUCACGGCUUCAGCUCCGGGAUUCCGCAUAUCGGAUUUACCAUCUCGCGUGCAGCCUCGCGCAGCCUCCGCUUCGCAUUAACGUCGCGGGGCUUCGGCUUGUUACCGGAAGUUCAUUUUUUGACAACUGCAAAAAACAGAAAGGCUGCGGGUGUAUGUAAUGUAGCGUCAUGGUUUCUGGAUGCUCGGACACAUUCCUGCUUGUAACAUAGAUGAAUAGUUUGGAUGUUGAUAAUUAACUAGCUUUGGGGUCUGACUAAUUAUAGAUUUUUUCUGCCAACACAAAGGAGCACGCCGCCAGUGGAAUGGACAUGUCGGCAUUGUCUUUGUUUUUAGCGAGUAUUUUGCAUAUUGGGGAUACCCUGUCUCGUCUUGCCUCUGGUUUUUUGUAGACGCAGGGAGAAUAUGGAGGCAGAUAUGACAAUUUUGGAGAAUGAAAAGAAACGGUGACUUCACCGCCUCGUAAGAUGAAUGUCAGGCGCGCCGCAGUGAUGCUCAAUAUUACGAAUAAUAUCGCAUUUCAUUUCUUCUCUCAUGAAGCUUUAAUUUAAUUUUCCUUGAAAUCUAAAUGACAGCCCGUGCGCGUUAACAGGAGAAGCAUGAGUCCGCUUAUCGUUCAGACACUGGCAGUUUAUUUCCCAUGUCAUCUGAUACGUGAUCGGCGAAGGGAAACCGGGUCUGCUUGAUGUGGCUUGAUAGAGACCGAGUGAGGCUGGCCGUAUUGUGGAUGCACGGAUGGCGAAUACAAGCGAGCCGGGGCAAAGCGCCCCAUCGCUGCAGAAUUACGCCGCCACCGCAUCUGCGGUGAAGCUCGCUUCUCUGGGGCUGAUCAUCUGCAUGAGCCUGGCGGGGAACCUACUGAUAUCCUUCCUGGUGCUGAAAGACAGGAGUCUGCACAGAGCUCCCUAUUACUUUCUUCUAGAUUUGUGCUUGGCAGAUAUAGUGAGGUCUGUCGUGUGCUUUCCGUUCGUGAUGGUAUCCAUCAGCAGCGGCUCCAGCUGGACCUACAGCGUAAUAAGCUGCAAGAUCAUCGCCUUCAUCGCGGUGCUCUUCUGUUUCCACGUAGCCUUUAUGCUUUUCUGCAUCAGUGUGACCCGAUAUAUGGCAAUCGCACACCACAGGUUUUAUUCUAAACGGAUGACAUUUUGGACUUGCGUGGCCGUCAUCUGCAUGGUUUGGACCCUCUCUGUUGCAAUGGCGUUCCCCCCAGUCUUCGACGUGGGCACCUACAAAUUCAUAAGGGAGGAAGAGCAGUGCAUAUUUGAGCACCGAUACGUGAAGGCGAACGACACGCUGGGUUUCAUGUUAAUGCUGGUGGUCAUCGUGGGUACCACGCACGUUGUUUACGUGAAGAUGCUGUUUUUCGUUUACGACCAUCGCAAGAUGAAGCCUGCCCAGCUGGUCCCGGCCAUAAGCCAGAACUGGACUUUCCAUGGACCCGGUGCCACCGGGCAAGCGGCGGCCAACUGGAUCGCGGGGUUCGGACGUGGGCCCACGCCGCCGACCCUAGUAGGCAUUAGGCAGGCGUCGCACAAUCCCAGCAAGCGGCUUCUCGUCUUGGAUGAAUUCAAAAUGGAAAAGAGGAUCGGCAAGAUGUUCUACAUGAUCACUCUGGGCUUUUUCCUGCUGUGGGCUCCCUACAUCGUGGCGUGUUAUCUCCGAGUGUUCGUGAAAGCCGGCACCAUACCGCAGGUCUACCUGACUGCGGCGGUCUGGAUGACGUUUGCGCAGGCGGCAGUGAAUCCUAUUAUAUGCUUUAUAUUUAACAAGGAACUGAGGGUGCGCUUCAGAACGCGGUUUCCAUGCUGUCUCAGCACACAGACCCCCAUGGAGCCCUACUGUGUCAUCUAAACCUUCUGCGGUGUCUCUCUGGACUUUUUUUUUGAGCACUUUUGGAUGAUUUUUUUUCGCGGUAUGAAAGUUAUGAACAUUCUUUUGUAUUUAUUUAAUAACGUUAGUCAUGGUGAAGUUUCUUCCUGACUCUUCGUCAUUGAAUUUCUCUGGGUUAUUGCUCUGACAGAAUUCCUUGCAAUAGCUCGCCCGAAAUCCGGGCGCAGCUGACGUGGGAAAACUAUGUUUUUGUAAAGAUUUGUAUGCAUAUAUAUAUUUACCCAGUGACAGCACCAAAUGAUAAUCUCAUAAGGAAGGUAUCUCUCAAAAGUGUGCGUCAUUUCCGUGUAGGGGUUUUCUUGUUGGUGUAAAUGCUAAAGACUAAAUCUUUGCUUUCGUUAUUUUUUUUUCUCAGCUGGUGGGGAAAACAGUAAUGUUUGGCUAAUGUUCGAUAAGUCCAGCCCUUUGUGUGGAUAGACUUACAGUCAAAUCAAAUUUCACUUUUUGUGCCAGUGAAUAUAAUGUAUGGAUUUUGGAAAUGUAUUUGAAACGUUUCUUUCCAUAUUCUCUUGAGAUAAUGUAAAAUUUUGAUGAUGAAACAGUUCAUAUUAUAAUGGCCUGUGUGCUGUUAAAAUGUUUGCAUUGUUUGUACUCAAAAUAAAUCAUUACAAGUGAUUGGA
Messenger RNA from Brienomyrus brachyistius, 2846 nucleotides. RefSeq names its product G protein-coupled receptor 27 (gene gpr27). Gene Ontology annotation, cellular component: plasma membrane. The record is from RefSeq and is a predicted model, not a curated record. The transcript has a single exon. Gene Ontology annotation, molecular function: G protein-coupled receptor activity. Bases 1072 to 2187 code for a protein of 371 amino acids. NCBI's taxonomy places the organism in Eukaryota, Metazoa, Chordata, Actinopteri, Osteoglossiformes, Mormyridae. Gene Ontology annotation, biological process: G protein-coupled receptor signaling pathway.